This is a messenger RNA of Phytophthora megakarya, 264 nucleotides long. NCBI's taxonomy places the organism in Eukaryota, Oomycota, Peronosporomycetes, Peronosporales, Peronosporaceae. The record is from the annotation of a GenBank genome assembly.
AUGUUCAAGGACACCGAGCGAUAUGUCAAAGAAUGCGUUGACGGCGUCACAGCCAAGGGACUACCGCAGAACCCGGGACCGUCGCCCGGUAACCUGUUGGCUACGCGACCGUUUCAGGUCGUUUCCAUGGAAUUCGUGAUCCCGCUGCCCGGGUCCGCCCGGGGAAAUACGGCAUUGCUCCUGUUUCAGUGUGCGUUCUCGGGGUUCAUCAUAUACAAGGCCAUGGUGAGCACCGAAGCCCAAGACGUACCGUCGAAGCCAUGA